CGCAGAUGGCGUAUGCGCGGAGAGCCCGAGCGAGGAGCCGGCGAACGAGACCGAGGAGUGCACUGGCUCAUACAUCUGCAAGAAAGGCGUGAUUUUGCCAAUAUGGGAACCGCAAGACCCUUCGUUUGGUGACAAAAUCGCUCGGGCAACAGUGUAUUUUGUAGCAAUGGUGUACAUGUUCCUGGGGGUAUCCAUCAUAGCUGACCGCUUCAUGUCCUCCAUUGAAGUCAUUACAUCCCAAGAGCGGGAGAUAACCAUCAAGAAGCCCAACGGCGAGACCAGCAAAACCACAGUGAGGAUCUGGAAUGAGACAGUUUCCAACCUCACGCUGAUGGCCCUGGGCUCGUCAGCCCCCGAGAUCCUCCUGUCAGUCAUCGAAGUAUGCGGUCACGGCUUCACAGCGGGGGACUUGGGGCCAAGCACGAUUGUGGGGAGUGCUGCGUUUAACAUGUUUGUCAUCAUUGCGAUCUGUGUUUACGUUGUUCCUGAUGGAGAGAUAAGGAAGAUCAAGCACUUGCGAGUGUUUUUUGUUACAGCGGCCUGGAGCAUCUUUGCCUACACUUGGCUUUACAUUAUUUUAUCUGUAUCAUCUCCGGGGAUUGUGGAAGUUUGGGAAGGCUUGCUCACUUUCUUCUUCUUCCCUAUCUGUGUGGUGUUUGCUUGGGUCGCUGACAGGAGGCUUUUAUUUUACAAGUACGUCUACAAGAAAUACCGGGCUGGUAAGCAGAGAGGCAUGAUCAUUGAACAUGAGGGUGACCGACCCUCCUCCAAAGCUGAUAUCGAGAUGGACGGAAAGGUGGCCAAUUCUCACGUGGAGAACUUCUUGGACGGGACGCUGGUGUUGGCAGUCGAUGAGAAAGACCAGGAUGACGAGGAAGCCAGGAGGGAAAUGGCUCGGAUCCUGAAGGAGCUGAAACAAAAGCACCCCGACAAGGAAAUUGAGCAGCUUAUUGAGUUGGCCAACUACCAGGUCCUGAGCCAGCAGCAGAAGAGCAGGGCCUUUUAUCGCAUUCAGGCCACUCGGCUCAUGACCGGAGCUGGCAACAUCUUGAAGAGACAUGCUGCAGACCAGGCCCGCAAAGCUGUCAGUAUGCAUGAGGUCAACAGUGAGGUGGCAGAAAAUGAUCCCAUCAGCAAGCUCUACUUUGAGCAGGGUACCUAUCAGUGUCUGGAGAACUGCGGCACUGUCGCCUUGACCAUCGUUCGCCGAGGAGGCGACUUGACCAACACAGUGUACGUUGACUUCCGGACAGAGGACGGGACGGCCAACGCCGGCUCUGACUAUGAGUUCACCGAAGGGACAGUAGUCUUCAAGCCUGGGGAAACCCAGAAGGAAAUUCGGGUUGGCAUAAUUGAUGACGACAUUUUUGAGGAGGAUGAGAAUUUCCUGGUCCAUCUCAGCAAUGUCCGCGUGAGCACUGAGGCCUCGGAUGAGAGCAUUCUCGAGGCCGGUCGUGUCUCAACGCUCGCUUGCCUUGGCUCACCAUCUACUGCCACUGUCACCAUCUUUGAUGAUGAUCACGCUGGCAUCUUUACCUUUGAGGAGCCAGUCACACACGUCAGCGAGAGCGUGGGGACCAUGGAAGUGAAAGUCCUGCGAACCUCUGGCGCGCGAGGAAAUGUUAUUGUGCCCUACAAAACCAUCGAAGGUACAGCCAAAGGUGGAGGAGAGGACUUUGAAGACACCUGCGGGGAGCUGGAGUUCCAGAAUGAUGAAAUAGUGUAA
Molecule: messenger RNA, 1726 nt
Organism: Struthio camelus australis
Lineage: Eukaryota; Metazoa; Chordata; Aves; Struthioniformes; Struthionidae
Source: RefSeq, a predicted model, not a curated record